GUGGUUUACAGUCAAUAUGAUUGCGGCAAGCUAACUUUAGCUAUCAGUGGCUAACUGUUAGCAAUGCAACUGACACUAACAUUAGCUAUCGUGGGCACGACUUUCCACUUAGCAUGCCGCUAGUAAACCCCACUCUACUGAGCUAGCAGGGAAGCCAAGCUGGCCGUCGGUAGUGGUGUACUGUUUUAGUUUGCCGUGAAACAGUCUGUUUAGAGUAGUACAUAUGUUUGACUAGAGGCUUGUUUUGAAAUAUUAGCUUGAACUUGAGUCGGGAAUUCAUCCAAAUUCACUGAUAUAGGAAGAUUAUCUCUCCACAGUAAACUGAAAGGUUACAGAAGGAAAGCUUGCUAGUUAUUUUUUGGCUUAGCUAACGUUACCCAUGGUAGCCAUGUAACUGUUAGCUAUGCUAACGUUUGUUAGUUCAGAUCAUGCCUGCCUAGCUUCCCAUAGUAUGUGGGUUUAGUUCUAACGUUAACACGGUUGAUUUAACAAGCCGUUUAAGAAUAACGAUAGCAUGUUGAUUAGGCUUUAUGUGAAGGUUUGUCGAGCUCUCAUCUGACGUUAUGAUACGAUGCUAGUAUCUAUAACGUUAGCUUGCGAUAACGUUAAUAUAUUGUGUCGUGGCAUGGAAAAAAGACAGGCAUUGAUUGUCUUUUCAUCAACCAACCAGUACAUUUGCUAACGAGGUUAACGUUAGCACCGGCAAGUAAGAGCAGUUCAAAAGGGCUCUUAUGUGGAACAAGUUAGCUAAGCUUCCAUUACCACAGUGUUAAUAACCUAACCCAAACUAAUCGGUGGUUAAGUUUUUCGUUAGCUGCUGGCCGUGGUGCUGGAAGAGGGUUUAAUUAGCUAGGGAUAUCCAGCUGAUUGAGCCGAAUCCCCUUGAUGGAACGACAACUCGUUAGCAGGCAGUGCCCCCUGGACCCCGGCCAGCCCCAGCAGCUCCCUCUCCUGCUGGCCUAGAUGCCCCAGGCCCAGGCUGGCGGCCGGAGUGACGCGGUUGGGCGAAGCCGAGACCAUGGUCCUGAAUGGCAGGCGGCAGCAGAGCAGCCGCGUCUCCGGGCAGCAGGCGGGAGGGCAGGCCCGCCCCUCCCUCCUCCUCCUCCUCCUCCUCCACCUCCUCCCAGCGCCCCCAGCUACGCCACAGCAGGAGCUCCCCCAGCACACGGAGGGCCAGCCGCAGCCGCAGGUUGGGUGCGGGGGCUCUUGAGGGGGAGCGGCGUCAUGCUCCGUCCUCGGCGAUGAAGGCCAGGGAGCUGUGUGAGAAUGACGACCUGUCCACCUGCCUCAUCGUCGACCCCUACCUGGGCUUCCAGACUCACAAGAUGAACCCAAGGUUUCGGCCAAUCAAAGGCAGACAGGAGGAACUGAAGGAUGUGAUUGAGCGCUUCAAGAAGCACGACAACCUGGAGAAAGCCUUCAAGGCCCUGACGGCAGGAGACUGGACCCGCAGCCACCUCCAGCACAAGAGCAAAGCCCAGGAGAAACUCUUCAAAGAGCACGUAUUUGUUUACUUGCGCAUGUUUGCAACCAACAGCGGGUUCGAGAUUUUACCCUGUAACCGCUACUCGUCAGAGAUGAACGGAGCCAAAAUAGUUGCAACUAAAGAGUGGAAGCGUAAUGAUAAGAUUGAGUAUCUGGUGGGCUGCAUCGCCGAGAUGUCUGCCAGCGAGGAGAAGAACCUGCUGCGGCACGGCGAGAACGACUUCAGCGUCAUGUACUCCACACGCAAGAACUGCGCUCAGCUGUGGCUGGGGCCCGCUGCAUUUAUUAACCAUGACUGCCGGCCAAACUGUAAGUUCGUCUCCACAGGCAGAGACUCAGCGUGUGUCAAAGUUCUCCGAGAUAUCGAGCCAGGCGAAGAAAUCUCUUGUUACUAUGGAGACGGCUUCUUUGGGGACAACAAUGAGUAUUGUGAAUGCUACACCUGUGAAAGACGAGGCACGGGCGCUUUUAAGUCGAAGGCUGGUCUACCGGUGGCAGCUCCGGUCAUCAACAGCAAGUACGCCCUGCGGGAGACGGACCGCCGACUCAACCGGCUCAAGAAGAUGGGCGAGAGCAGCCAGCACUCAGACACACACUCCGUUGGCUCGCACACCGACGCUGAGACUCAGGAAUCACCACAGACACACUCAUCAGCGCAGAAACGCUUCCCCAGCCCCGGCCUGAAGCUGAGCCGGACCCGCAGCAGAACCCAAACACGACAGAACCAGAACUCUCUGUCCAAACCUCCCAGCUCUACCUCACCCUCCAAAGCUGCGACGGUACCCCCAACCACCAGCAGCAGCAGCAGCAACAGUGGGCGUCGGCUGUCCAAGAGGCACCAUCGCUCCCGGUCCAAACGGGCCCCCCACCCCACCGCUCCGGCCCCCACCCCCACCAGCGUCCAGCUGCGCAGCCAAGGCCGCGCGCGAGGCGGGGGCCAGCACAAGACCCCCCCGGCGCCCCCGAGGGCCACCCGACUGACGCUCUGCCACAGCAUCAAGCAGGAGGCGCUGGAGCUGGAGCUGGGGGUGGGGGUGGGGGCCGAGCGCGCCUGCGGCUACAGGACUCGUAGGCUGACGCGCACGCUCCUGAAGGAGCAGCAGGAGGCAGCCGACAGGGCGGAGGGUGGGGAGGUCGUGGGGUCAGGGGUCAAACACGAGCCCCACGUUCCGGACACCACGCACCUGGGCGGGAUCGUCAUCAAGACGGAGCCCGCGGACAUGGAGGAGUACCUCCAGCACGGCUCAGGUGUGGCCCCGCCCAGCCAGGACCUCCCAGCCAAUCACAGCAUGCAGGCAGCGCCACGACGGCUGACCCGUCUGCGAUCUGAUAGGACAGUCAAACAGGAAGAGGAGGGGACUCUUUGCCCUCCUACAAAGUCUUGCCCCUCCCCUUCCCCGAGCCCUGGGGCGCUCAGCCAAUCAGUCAUUUCGAAAGACUUGAAUCACCGUGGAAACGGUGCUUCGUCGAGUCGCAAGGGGAAGAAGAAGCGCAAGCACCGCUUGGUUCGCUACGACGCGCUGCUCAUCGAGGACAGCAGCGGCAUCCCCAAGCUUACCCUGCGUCGCCGCAACGAUAGCGGCAGUGGGCGGCGGAAGAGUCGGAAGGCCUCAGCGAGCGCGUCAACCUCUCAGAAGAGCCCCCGCCGACCUGCCUCCCCCUCCUCUUCCUCGUCCAAAAUCAGCAUCAAGUUCCGCAAGAAGCGCCACGCCGGCUGGGGCGGCGCCUACGUGGCACACCUCAACAACGGCUUCGGCCCCAACGGCAGCGCCGUCGCCCACGGCAACCACACCAAGCUGAAGAUCCAGCUGAAACGCGAGGAGGAGGAGCAGCAGGUGACGCAGUCGCACACGGCACUUGGCCCCGCCCCCACCACACGCCCCGCGCUCAGUGGCAGCACGCCACCUGUAGGCACCAGAGAGCUGUUGCAGCAGCAACAGCAGCAGCAGCAACGCGACUCCCGCGGCAGCAGGAAACACCGUGCCCACCCGCCCCCUGCCCCUACGCUCUCCUCCUCCUCCUCAGAGGAAGAAGAGGAGGAGGAGGAAGAUGAGGAGGAUGCUGACGACUUUGACGACUUCUUCCCAUUGCCGGCGCCCAAGCGCCUGCGGCUGAUCUUGGGGAAGGAUUCCAUCGACAUUGACAUCUCCUCCAGGAGGAGACAGGACCAGGCGCUCCGCCUCCACACCUGACAUCGCCCCCUCAUGGGUCACAUGACUCCAGCAGGGGCCCUCGGUGCUUAGCACCACCCACAAUCAGCCCCACAGGUGUUGAUGUAAAAAAGGUUUUUAGUCCUGUUGAGACCCGUUGUGUAUGAACCUCUCACUCAAGUCAGUGGACAUUCUGUAAAUUAUACAAUGAAAAAAGAAAUCAUACCAUAAGUCAAAGCACUUCUGUUUUGUAAGAUAAAAAGGAAGAUGUAGAAUAUAUAAGUGUUGGUAAAAGCUGCCCUUGCAGAUUUAUAUAAAUAUAUAAUUUUUUUUUUUUUUUUUUUUUUUUUUUUUUUCUAUUGUCAUUUGUUUUGGUGCUGUUUUUCGUUGAAACUGAAUUUGUUUCUUGAAAGGUCGUGGAAGAUGACCUUUCACAUGCUGAUGUAAGAGGGAAAUGGGAUGUCAAAGGAAGACCGGGUCCAGAGAUGCCCCAUCACCACCCCCACGGUGCUGGAGUGUGUGAGAGCUUUGUGUUCCCAAGACAUAUCCCCCUCCCCACCCUCCCCAUCACAUUCUUACACACACACACACACACAGGCAGAGUCAGCUCAGACACUACGCGGUACAGGUUGAGGCGUGCUGACGCACAGACACGCACACACGUGACUCCUGUGUGGUCAGGACCCGCACCAAUGAAUAAAUAAAUAUAAAUAAAUCAAUAAAUAUAAUGUGUAUGAGGACACAUGCCAGUACAUCUCUAGCGGGCGGUGUAGCAGUGCCCAGACAAGUCUUAGCUAGCAUCACAGAUUGAUUUAGAACUUUCUGAUGGGCACUGUGUGUCUUCUCUGUGGUCCAGAUGACCGGAUCAGCCCUCUUAUCACAUCAUGCAUUUAUAAUAGCCAUGCCUUUUUGAUCGCAUGCGUCAGAUAUGUUGAAAAACUCACCCUCAAAGGACUCGUAUCAAGGAGAAAAUUGGUACACACACACGUUUGGAAUGGUAAUGCUCUUGGAUAUGUCUGAGGGAAUGCAAAGCCCACUGGCACACCCAAACACACUACACACACAGGACUCCAAUGGUGCUGUUGGAUAUAUGAUAAUGAACAUGCACACACGGGAGUCAUAGUGGUGCUGUUAGACAUGUACACCUCACACACACACACUCAGGGUGUGACAGCUGACUGAACCCCUCAGACUGUGUGUGUGCGCGAGAGUGAAUUGGUAAAUGAAAACUGUCACGCUGCAUUCUGGUCUGAAAGCUGAAAGGAACCCAAACCUAUGUAGAAAGACAAACAGUACUGGGAGUUGUUGUUGUUGUUCUGUAUAUGGUAUAUCAUUUUGGAUGUUUUUUUUUUUAUGCCACCAAUUCCAGGAAAAGUGUUUGUUUUACCUGCUGAAGUAACUUAGACUGGUGCAUCUCCCUUCGUCUGUUUUACAGAGGUCCUGGCAGCUCACCUCACGGCCCCCAGUCAGUCAGCAUCCACAGCAAUGUGAACCCCCCAGUACAGCUACAGUAAUCAACCACACAGGAAGUGAUGUAAUGUGAACCCCAAGUACAGCUACAGUAAUCACCACACAGGAAGUGAUGUAAUGUGAACCCCCAGUACAGCUACAGUAAUAACCACACAGGAAGUGAUGAAAUGUGAAUCCCCCAGGGUUGACACUAUAACCACCACACAGGAAGUUGUGGUGGUGGUGGUUGUUGGGUCUGGUAGCACCUGCUUUUACUAUCAUGUAUAGCACAACGUGUAUAAUUCAGCCAUGAGUCAUUUUGAUGGAGGUCUUUAGAGGGUACAAUAACCCAGUUCUAAUGGAAGAAUCUAGCACAUAGAACACCAAAAUGCUGAAGGUUGGGUUCUGCACAGUUAGUACAGUAUGUGUGUGAGCUUGGACAUAAAGGAACCCACUGCUGUAGAUGUGGUGUAUUCAUGGGCUUAUAUUGUUUCUCUGCAGUCUGACCAUAUCUCAUCAUGAGUCCAGUUGGAAAGUGUACAAGUUCCUAAUCAUAGACCUGUUGGACUGGAACACUACUGGUUUUAAUAUGCAUCUGAGUCCAGUGCGGACGGUUCCGGUUCCGCUCGGAACCCACUGAACUGGAUCUAUAUGGUUUUUAACAGCAUCACACAGCCAUUUCCACACAGCACUUGGUGCCUUAAGCGACUCCGACUCCAGGAUGCGAACAUCAUCUCCAUCUGACAGGACUCAAGCCCCCAGCAUGGGGAAAUCCUCAUUCACUGUCUGGCCACCCAAAACCCUCUCCCCCAUGAUGUUGUGUGUGUGUGUGUGUGUGUGUGUGUGUCUAUCUGUUUAUGUAUGUGUGCGUGCGCACGCAUAUUUUUAUGUAUAUGUGUGUGUGUGUGUGUGUUUGUGUAUAUGCUGAAUGUUUGGACCCCUUUCCCCACAUAGCAGCUGCCUGUGGCUCAGGUCCGAUCUGCUGCUGACCCGGUGCUGAUCUGAUGUGGGUCUGGCACUGACCCGCUAUUGGUCCAAUUAGUCUCAGUUCCAGUCCUCAUAUGGUGUGGGCCUGGUGCCGACCCUGGUACCGUGCUGGUCUGGCCCUGUGCUGUUCUGAGUCUGCUGUUAUCUGGGACCUCUGCUUUUUUGCUCACGCCACCAGCAGUAGGCCCUGUGCGUGCGUCUGUGUGUGUGUGUGUGUGCGAGCGAGUGUGUGUGUGUGUCCAGACCUACCGCUGACUCUUGGCCAGGUCAGAGCCGGAUCUCAGCCAGGUCGCCCCGCCCCCCCCGGCUUUACUUGAUCCUCCAGCUGUCUUCUCCAUCACCCCUGUACAGACGUCUGUGGGAAAGAUCCCUUUUAAAGACUGUGUGAAUAGUUUGCUGACAAACAAGUGUUACAAGGACACAGGUGACACUGACCCAGAGUUUUGAAGAGACAAAACUGUCUUAUUGUGUACAACAUGCGGACAUAUUGUACUUAUUUAACAGUUUUGAAUACUUGAAAGCAAGAUAAAAGUUUCUUUGCGAGAAAAAAAAAAAGCAGUCUCCUGUAUUACUGUGUGUAGAGAAAAAAUACUGUGUAUUUGUGACCUUUUCCAUGCCUCAUUUUUCUCCUGUUGAUGUCCAGCAGGUUCUUUCAAGAGCAAGAUUGGGAAGGGAAAUUGAAACAUAAAUUGGUCACCCAC
This is a messenger RNA of Alosa alosa (allis shad), 6772 nucleotides long. Its product is annotated as histone-lysine N-methyltransferase KMT5B-like. Lineage: Eukaryota; Metazoa; Chordata; Actinopteri; Clupeiformes; Clupeidae. The record is from RefSeq and is a predicted model, not a curated record. Gene Ontology annotation, molecular function: protein binding; histone H4K20 methyltransferase activity. Gene Ontology annotation, cellular component: nucleus. Bases 1029 to 3677 code for a protein of 882 amino acids. The transcript has 10 exons.